This is a messenger RNA of Pseudophryne corroboree (corroboree frog), 1883 nucleotides long. Its product is annotated as cytochrome P450 2F2-like. The transcript has 10 exons. Lineage: Eukaryota; Metazoa; Chordata; Amphibia; Anura; Myobatrachidae. Gene Ontology annotation, biological process: xenobiotic metabolic process; epoxygenase P450 pathway. The record is from RefSeq and is a predicted model, not a curated record. The coding region runs from base 93 to 1730 and encodes 545 amino acids. Gene Ontology annotation, molecular function: arachidonate epoxygenase activity; iron ion binding; heme binding. Gene Ontology annotation, cellular component: cytoplasm; intracellular membrane-bounded organelle.
GCCGCAUUAAGAGAGGGCACAGGGGAGAAAUUACUCCCCCCCUCACCCCACUGCCAGUUACUUUAAUAAGUGCAGCCACUGCUGCAGUGAACAUGAAAUUCCGAAAAGGGGGCGGGGCUAAACGGCACUGUACACACAGUGCCAUGCCAGCCAGCAACAGCGUGGGAGAGAGGGAAGAGCAGCACAGCCUAUACAGUAUAGAACAAAGCAUUUCCCCUCCUGAUACUGACAGGACCAUGAGCGUCUUCCCAGCGCUGACCCUGGUGGUCUCCUUCCUCCUCCCACUCUUCUUCCUCCUCUUGUCCUGGAGACGACAUAAGAAAUACCAGUUCCUACCCCCAGGACCAGCUCCACUCCCUUUUCUGGGGACACCCAAAUAUAUCGGAGACGUUGCUGCCCUCAAAUACUACCCAGAGCUAUGUAAGAAGUACGGUCCACUCUUCACCCUAUGGAAAGGAAUGGACCCUGUUGUGGUUCUCUGUGGCUAUGAGGUCAUCAAAGAUGCAUUGCUAAAACAUGCCGAGGAGUUCAGUGGGCGUCCAUACACUGCGGUAACUGAGCACUACAGCGGCGGACACGGUUUCGGCAGCAGUAAUGGUGAGAGGUGGUGCCAGCUGCGCAGAUUUUCAGUGGCGUUACUCAAGAAUCAUGGGUCGCAUAAGAUGGACAUAGAGAAACUGGUGUCAGAGGAGACCCAGAGCCUCGUCCAAGCUGUGUCACAACAUGAAGGAAAGGCCUUCAACUCUUACAAUCUUAUGGCCGGUGCUGCGGGAAAUAUGAUCAUGCACAGACUGAUCGGGAAGCGCUUUGAUUAUGAGGACCCAGAUUUACAGGAGAUUAUUGAAGUUGCAAGAGACUUUAUACUGAAUUUUCAUUGCACCUUGCACGAGAUCGCAAACACAUUCCCAAUUCUCAUCAGAAUGCCGAUUAUUAAUCAGAAAAUCUUCAAGGCGAGCUCCCACAUGAAAUCCUUGGUCCAAAACUUCAUCGAUCAACACAAGCAGACGCUAAACCCUGCCGCACCCAGAGACUUCACCGACCUCUUCUUAAUGAAGAUAAAAGAGGAGGAACACAUGCCGGGGAGCCAUUUCUGUGAAAACAACCUCCUGAUAUCGUUGAUAGACAUGAUCGGAGCUGGAUUUGAUGCCACAAGUUUUUCCACAAAUUUUUCUCUGGUUCUAAUCAGCAAUUACCCAGAAGAGCAAAGGAAAGUCCAGCAGGAGAUUGAUGAUGUGACCCAGUCACUGCGCCCACCUGGGUUCAUGGACCGGGCACAGAUGCCGUACACUAACGCCGUGAUACAUGAGAUACAGAGGGUCUUAGACCUGGCACCUACAGCUCAUUACCACGCGGUGACCAAGGACACUCAGUUCCGAGGAUACACUCUCCCUAAGGGAACAACAGUGUCCCCAUUCCUUACAUCAGUGCAUUAUGACUCCACCCAGUGGGAGACCCCCAAUGAGUUCAACCCGGGGCACUUUCUCGAUGAAAAGGGGCAGUUCCGAACAAGACCAGCGUUUAUGCCGUUUUCAGCAGGGCCACGUAUCUGUGCUGGAGAGGCCCAUGCUCGCAUGACACUAUUCACAUUAUUUGCUGUUCUGCUCCAGAAAUUCACCUUCACCCCGCCCCCUGGGACUGAGCGCCAGGACUUGAAAAGCCUGACACUAGACAGGGAUACAACCGUUCUUAUAACUCAGGUCUGCGCUAUUCCCCGCUCCGUGUCAGCCUAAGGACUUUCAUCUAGACAAAAAGUGACCACUGUAUGGACACAAGGCAUGUAAUGUCACUUCAUUGCCCAAGAAGGAGCUUUCUGUAAUACUGGGUCUUUAUGAGAAAUACUUAUUGGAAUGUAAUGUUCACCAUUUAAAAAUCUAGAUACAUUU